UUAAGGGAUGCUCACUAUGUGAAAUUGACUUUGUUAGGCUCCCUUCAUCAAUCUGUUUGGCAUGAUUUCUGGAGUCCUCUUGGUUAUAUUGGAGAACUUCUCCCUUAUGUCCACAUUUCAUAUAUUCAUAAGAUAUCAUUGGGAUACCCACAUAAAUUGGAACUGGUUGUGGCGCUAAAAAAUUCCAGAAAAGUUGAAGGUUCUUGUUUGGCUCUGCAUCUAGGAAGCCUUGGGCACAACAUCUUUUCGAUUUCGGCACGGGAUGACGAUGUUGGAUCUCUGCCCUCGCUGCAAUGGUCAGAAAGAGUCGGCUUUUCACUGCUUUUUGAGUGUUAUCGAGCUCGAAACGUGUGGUCCAUUCUGGGUGUGUCCUUGUUUGGCAUUGGCAGAUCUAUGACUGGUUUAGUGAACCCUUUGGAUAUUUUUCGGUGCCGGAUGGUGCAAGGUGAUUUCACUUUCUUCGCUGGUAUAUGGUGGAUUUCGCGUCAUAGAGAUCAGCAAAUUUUUAAUCGCGAAGAGGAGUGGUCUGAUCAUAAGAUUGCCUUCUCUGCCAGGAGACUUGCUCAGGAGCUGGAAAAUUUUAGCCGCUCAAACCGCCUCCUUCAUGAACCUGAGGAUAGUGUGGUUUGGUCCCCUCCUCCAAAAGAUAUGGUCAAAACAAACUGUGAUGCUAACAUUUUCCAUGAGCACAAUUUUGCAGGAUUUGGUUGUCUUCUUCGGGAUAAAAAUGGAACUUGGAGAAAAGGUUGCUCAGGAUGUCUCCCUAAUUGGAAAAUUUUCAGGUGCGAACUUUUUGCUCUUUGGAGGGAUUUGGUUCUUACUUGGGAGUGUGGGUUCAAGUCAGUCAUAAUCGAAACUGACUCAAUGGAGGUUUAUCUAAGACUUCAAUUUGAUUCUGAUCCGCCGACUAACACUGAUGAUGAUCUAGUAUUGAAAGUUAAAGAAUUGCUGGCUUUGAAUUGGAAAGUUCAUUUUCGCCUGGUAAGAAGGAAAGCAAAUUUAGUUGCUAACCUGCUAGCUGAAAAGGGGACUUGGGAUAGGAUUGAUUUGGUGGAGUGGCUGGAGCCUUGACAUCAGGAGACGUUCUCCG
Molecule: messenger RNA, 1090 nt
Organism: Arachis stenosperma
Lineage: Eukaryota; Viridiplantae; Streptophyta; Magnoliopsida; Fabales; Fabaceae
Exons: 3
Coding region: 394-1071 (225 amino acids)
Molecular function (GO): nucleic acid binding; RNA-DNA hybrid ribonuclease activity
Source: RefSeq, a predicted model, not a curated record